CAAUGAGGCUCGAUCUUCUUCUCCUGCACUUGCGUUUUGUUCCCUAGUCGGCUUGAUGCUUAGACCCCGCCCAAAUCCCAUAGCAUAUUUGUUUCCAACAUGAUCAUGAUGGCAGACGUUCCUCUUUCACAGUGCUUAAGAUCUUACCAAUCGAAUUUUUAAACCCGAAACGUCGAUUGAUCUCGACCUCUCGCCCGACACUAAUCAUUCCUCUUCGGCCGAACACGAGGAUAAUCACCAAGAACUGAUUUACAGAGUAGGGAAAGCGAACAUGCAACCCAGAGUCGAGCUCACACGUAUGCCUCAACAGACUGCAGUGAGAUGUGCAGACGACGAUUGGACUGGAACAGUUGAUUCAGCAACGAGAAGGAAGUUACAGAACCGUUUGAAUCAGAGGAUAUACCGUGAGUUCUAUCGCUGCGUAUGGUCAGUGUGAAGAUAUACUAGAGUGACAGUCGCUAACUUAUUCACUUUGUGCCUCCUGCCAGGCCAAAGACAUCGAGCCACUUCGGAAUCUCUUGCGAAUGCCGGUAACGAAUUCAUGAGUGAGACCUUCCAAGGGCGUUCAGUCAUCAGAAACCCCAUAAAUACAUGUGCGACGGAGCCAUUAUCGAUAACGAAUCCGAACGAGAACCAUCUCAAUCAUUUCGCACAACCCAACAUCACCGCAUCUAGUUCAUCAGCAGGUGUAGACGUAAAACAAUGGACGACAGGUCGUGUCUCGGGACGACAAGGCUUUGCUCAACUCCGCCUUACGAUGGCUGAAUUUGAAGAAGAAGCUCGUAAAAAUUAUUACAUGGGCUCUCCGCGAUCAGAUCAACUUCUCACCCUUAUUCAAUUUAAUGUUCUCCGAGCAUUGAUGCAAAACACACAGACAAUGGGUUGGGAUUUGGAUUGGCUGGACUGCACGGUUGACCCUCUAUCACCAUGGCUUAAUCUUUCUUCACAACCUGUCCCAGGAGCGCAUUGUCCUCAAGCAUUAUGUCCAACACCAACUCAGCGCACAGUUCCGCAUCAUCCAUGGAUAGACCUUUGGCCAAUCCCACAAAUGCGUGAUACUUUAUUGCUGCAUGAUGGAAAUUAUGAUGAAGAUAAAUUGUGCAAUGAUCUGCUCGAGUUUGGAGGCCUCAUGAACGAACAAACGGGCCUUAUUGUUUGGGGUGAGCCGUGGGAUAUAUGGGGAUGGGAGGUCAGUGAGACAUUCUUGAGGAAUUGGGGAUGGACAGUCAAGGGGUGUGAAGAUUUAUUGGCUUCGACAAAUGCUUGGAGGGCGAAAAGAGGAGAGGAAGCUAUUGUUUUCGAGGUCUAAAUAGACAAACAACCCAUGAGACGAAAAUGUAGGAUGGGAAACUGAAUUCCGAGUAUCUCAAUACUUGGUUUCAAAGGUUAUAUCCAACUGGGGUUGUCCGCGGUCAACCCACGCAUGCCGGACUAUUUUCAACACCGUCAAAAACAGAAAAUACAUCGAAUGGCAUAGCAGAUGUACGGCCUGCGAACGACGGGACGAAUGUUCUCAAUAGGGACGGCUGAAAUGCAUAUUUAGCGCAUCGCAGUAUGCAUCUUCAAAUGGUUAUCUCGGACAGCAAUCAGCUAGAAGACAAGCUAUGCGAAAAUACCUGCCGAGAAGAUGAACGGAAGCGAUGUUUCCCAAUUAGUGGAAAAGACUAUGUCGCGACAAUUGCAGUUGUGGGAUUAUUUUCAUUCCAUCUGUUUGAUCCAUGCCGAGACAUUUGUUCUUAAAUACUCUUCCGUUUCCGAAAUUCGGAUAGUUCGACUGGAUUUGAGAAUGUCUUCCAAGUUUCAUGCUGAGAUUUUUCGCGUACGUUCAGUAAGGAAUAUUAACCAAUCAGAUUUUCUCAUUCGAGGAUAUCGCCAAGGUGACAAUAGUACUUCCAAGUUCUAUCGCCUCAUAACGACUUGGGGGAGUAUCAAACUGUUGGAGAUGUCCGUAGGACUAUGAGAUGAAACACACGAUUAAUCAACAUCCUCUCCUGGCAUCCGCUAAGUGGGUUUUGCGAUAGGAGAGGCAAGAAUGAUGCGGCCAAAAUAACAAAUUUACGUAGAAAAGCUCACAUACAGGCUGACCGAGAGAAGUCCUUCUUUGUUCAUUUGACCGAAUAUAGUAGAUCGAUCUGAUUAAGUAAGACUGGUCUUUCAAU
This is a messenger RNA of Sclerotinia trifoliorum, 2159 nucleotides long. The record is from the annotation of a GenBank genome assembly. Lineage: Eukaryota; Fungi; Ascomycota; Leotiomycetes; Helotiales; Sclerotiniaceae.